Penicillium angulare is the source of this 558-nucleotide messenger RNA. RefSeq lists its product as uncharacterized. The transcript has a single exon. Gene Ontology annotation, molecular function: acyltransferase activity, transferring groups other than amino-acyl groups. NCBI's taxonomy places the organism in Eukaryota, Fungi, Ascomycota, Eurotiomycetes, Eurotiales, Aspergillaceae. The record is from RefSeq and is a predicted model, not a curated record. Bases 1 to 558 code for a protein of 185 amino acids.
AUGUCGCUACCUACACAACCUCGCACCUGGAAGCGCGACAACUUCUUAGUCUCCACUGAUAAAAGAUUUCUCUCCAUCGCUGCGAUCAAUGGUGCUUUCCAGCAGGACCUCAUAUACUGGGCCAACGCUGUCCCUGAUGAGAUCCUACAACAGAUCAUCGACAGUUCGUUCUGUUUUGGUCUCUACAGAAAAAUCAACACUGCAUCGAACGAGAACACUUCUGGGUUGAAUUCCGGUGACUCAGUAUCCCCGCCGAGUGAUAAUCUAGAGCAGAUUGGAUUUGCUCGCCUUAUCACGGACAAUAUCACUUUUGCUUAUAUCACCGACCUGUAUGUCCUUCCCGAAUAUCAGGGCUUCGGACUUGGAGGUUGGAUAAUCGACUGUUUGGAUGAGGUGUUGGAACCUCUGCCUUACUUACGAUGGGCAAUGCUGCGAACUUCGAUGCUGAAAAGUCAAGAGUCAUAUGAGAAGCGCCUUGGAAUGGAAGUCCUGAAGUCUGGGUCAAUCGCAGAUGGGCCAGUGAUGAUGGGGAAAAGGGGGCGAGCAGGUCGAGCAUAA